CGGGCGGGGCUGGCUUGGGCUGCGAGGGGGGCAGCGCUAACGGCCGCCUCCGCCCGGCUCUUCCCUCGCCCGCAGGCUGCGCGACUGCCGGGGGAAGCGCCCGCCAUGUCGACGGUCGCCGCCGCCAGCUGCGACGCGAAGGGAGCGGGGGAGGCGCGGGAGGCGCGGGAGGAGAAGAAGCCGCUGAAGCCCUGCUGCGCCUGCCCCGAGACCAAGAAGGCGCGGGACGCCUGCAUCAUUGAGAAGGGGGAAGAAAAUUGUAGGCACCUAAUUGAAGCUCACAAAGAGUGCAUGAGAGCUCUGGGCUUCAAGAUAUGAGUGAGAUGAGCAGGACUGUGAAUGUGAUGAUGUCUGUGGUGUGGCUGUGUUCUGGCAAGCUGUGAAAUAAAUUACUCCUGCAAGUUACGUCAAAGAACAAAUAUAAACAAAGAAUCUAUGAAGAGACUAAUGACAGACUGUGCGUCAUGUCUGUGGCUUUUCCACUAUUAGCUCUUGAGCGCUGCUGUAGAAAAUACAUUUUUUUCCUCGUAAUAAAAGUCUGAAAAUGG
Falco peregrinus (peregrine falcon) is the source of this 548-nucleotide messenger RNA. RefSeq names its product cytochrome c oxidase copper chaperone. Gene Ontology annotation, cellular component: mitochondrial intermembrane space. Bases 106 to 318 code for a protein of 70 amino acids. The transcript is spliced from 3 exons. Lineage: Eukaryota; Metazoa; Chordata; Aves; Falconiformes; Falconidae. Gene Ontology annotation, biological process: mitochondrial respiratory chain complex IV assembly. The record is from RefSeq and is a predicted model, not a curated record. Gene Ontology annotation, molecular function: copper chaperone activity; copper ion binding.